AUGGAGCCUAAACGUGAUUUCAGGAGCAUCAUAAACUCAGUACCUUUUACCUUUCUGGUCGGCCCGAGCCAUACAAAGCUCACCAUCCAGUCGGGUCUCGCCAGCCAUGUUUCCGGGCCCCUCGACCACCUUAUGAACAGUGGUCAAACACGGGAGUCCAAGCACCAGAUCGCCAUCCUGGAAGAUGAGGAUGUGGAGACAUUCGUCGCAUUUUGCGAGUAUGCGUAUACGGGAGACUAUGUCGUGCCACCGCCGGGAUGCCGGGAGGAUAAUAAAGAGCAGGACUCGAUUAACAAUCCCUUCAAUGGAAUGAUUCCGGAAGACACUGGCAACUCGACCCCAGCAGCUGGUCUAACAGGACCACCGCAACAGCCCGCAGAGUUAUUGAACGAGCCAUAUGUGGUAGACCGCAGUGACAAUGAACACGAGGGUGAUCGUGAACACGAAGAAGAGGCUGGAGCCCCAAGCCAGCAGCCUGGCAGAAGAGAAGGAGAAGCAUGGCCUCUCUCAACUCACACUGAGUACCUGCCCCAGGACCCAGCUGCUACGCCUCGAGAGUCUGAUCAAUCUCCCGCUUCUUCUGCCGACCCCUCCCCCUCCCGCGGGAGAAGACGUCGCAGGGGAAAGAGUGAUGAACAACAAGGGUUCAUUCAAGACCCUUCGCUUAAACUCACGCCCCCGUGCACACCCCCCGGUGCUGCAAGAGUUGAACCUGCACAGGCGGCACAACUGCCCUUUGCAGAACCCACCGAGAACCCCCACGCCUCGACCGAGGAAGCCGCAGCCCAGCCCAAAUCCACCAUACAGCCAAUGGGACAUCCCGAGCCAACCAUCGGCAACGGCGUGAAGGAAAGUGGAUAUGACGAAGUUCAGAAUCGGCAAGACAAGGACCCGAGUGCGCGCCGAGUGCAGCCGGUCAUAGACACGUCUUUUGCCAAUCAGCAGUUCUCUCCUCGCCACGAGACAGGAACAACAACCUUGUGGGACGAAUUCACAGUGAUUGACGACACUGGACCUCGACCCUCCCACCAUGCAACAAGGGCUUCAAACCCGCUUCCCGGUGUGGUAUUGCCCUACCUGAUCUUCCAUGCUAAAUUGUAUGUUUUCGCUACACGCUACUUGAUCCCGGAUCUUGCACAUCUGUGUUUGCAAAAGCUUCAUCACGACCUUCUAAAUUUGGCGUUUCCGGACCCAGACCCUGAGAAUCAGUACGUGGAGCAGCUUGUUUUGACCACAACUAAGGCCAGGAUGGUCGUCGAUCUCCUCAGCUAUACCUACACGAAAACUACUCGCCUGGAGCCGAUAACACCCUCAUCAGCCACUCAGCUCCGGGACAAUGAGCUUCGGAGACUUGUUGUGCACUAUGCCGCAUGCAAAGUGCGCGACCUUGCAGAGUACUGUCCUCCAACGGAACCUAUCGUAGGGUCCACGUUUUACUCAGAGGAACCAGAAAGGCCGUCUGCUCGCGGGUUUCGCGCACUUUUAGAUAAUCUUCCGGAGCUUGCUUCGGAUCUGAUAUACCGCAUGAUAUAA
This is a messenger RNA of Aspergillus puulaauensis, 1533 nucleotides long. RefSeq lists its product as uncharacterized. Bases 1 to 1533 code for a protein of 510 amino acids. The record is from RefSeq and is a predicted model, not a curated record. Lineage: Eukaryota; Fungi; Ascomycota; Eurotiomycetes; Eurotiales; Aspergillaceae. The transcript has 2 exons.